AUGACGGAAUCUGAGCGCAUCACUGUGAUGGAUGUCCACAUCACCUUCAAUGACACCAAACACAACGCCGAGCACACCAAGGCUCUUGCACCAGAGGAACCCACAGAUGACGCUAGCCUGAGCCACCUUCCGUUCUACGAAGUUGAUGGUUAUGGCGAUGACUAUGAUCCUGACAACAAGCCAUGUGCAGACCACGAGCAAGACUGUCCAGUCGAGCAGUCUGGAGCGGUCGAAUUGGGAUGCGCCGAGGAUCAUACCGACUAUCACUUUCUCUCCUCAACUAUCCACCGCUCCAACAUCAACAACGCGCCUGUUGCUGCCGACCUGUACGACGACCUUGCACAUACCCUGGACUUAGAGUCGAUUCCCGUGCUUGACGACCGUUUCCGCAACAAGAACGCUCGCAGCAAGCUCGUUGCGCGCUACAUCAAACUGACCUUGGCCAAAUUUGUCGUCGUCCGUGAUGUGAAGGAGACUGAGACCGAACUGUCCAAGCUCAUGAUGGCCAUGCAGACUCUGGAAAUCGACAAGGGGAAUGUCACGAUCACCGAAGCAGAUGGGCCUGCUCAGAAGGUUAUCAAAACUACUCGUGCCAUACGAAAGUUGUAUCCAAACGUGGACAGAGCAGCCAAGCGUAAUUUGAAGCCGCUCAGCUGGAAUUCUGGCGCACGGGUUCCAGAAGUGUACAAUCAAAACAAGGAAGCUGACCUUUGCGGUACCUGGUAUGCCAUUGUGUCAGACAGACACUAUCGAAACAACAAGCUUCUGAUUCCUUCCUGCCUCUACGAGACUCGAGUCCUCCUCAUCACACACCUACACCUACUCGGCGGCACUCCUGCGCAUUACACGGUCAUGAAGAAGCUCAAUUACACAUCAUACCAGCAAUUCAUCGACCUGCUUCCCGAUCUUCUCAGCUACUCCAGAUGCGAACAAGCAGUCCGUCUCGGAUACUCGACUUCAAAUCCCACAGUUGGUCCAUGGAAAUACCAGUUUGCACCAAGCUUGGACGCUCUUGACCCCGAGUGUUGGACAGAAUUGUGUGAAGAAAAUUACGAGCAGAUGAAAGGUCGUCCCAAGCACGUGGUCUUCUCGAUUCGUGCUGCCGACCAAAAUAUACCAUUGGCAAUUGCAGCAAAGGUUCAGAGCCGACCCACAGACUGGAACAUAGGGGCCGGUUCAAUGGCCCCGGUUCCUGUAUCCAACUUGCCCCCUCCCUGCUUCCUCCCUAGCCCUCUGAGUGGCGCUGCCAUGGCCCUUGUGUCUCCAGUUCUGGCAUUUGUCCUCAUCAAGGAGGUCUCGCUUCCUUCUCGUCCCGCGAAGAAGCGCAGCAACAUGGACGACGGACAGCAAGAAAGCAAGAAAGCCAAGAUCGAUGAGUGA
Molecule: messenger RNA, 1380 nt
Organism: Aureobasidium uvarum
Lineage: Eukaryota; Fungi; Ascomycota; Dothideomycetes; Dothideales; Saccotheciaceae
Source: the annotation of a GenBank genome assembly